This is a messenger RNA of Orbicella faveolata, 2162 nucleotides long. Its product is annotated as WD repeat-containing protein WRAP73-like. Gene Ontology annotation, cellular component: microtubule organizing center; MWP complex. NCBI's taxonomy places the organism in Eukaryota, Metazoa, Cnidaria, Anthozoa, Scleractinia, Merulinidae. Gene Ontology annotation, molecular function: protein binding. Gene Ontology annotation, biological process: microtubule anchoring at mitotic spindle pole body. The record is from RefSeq and is a predicted model, not a curated record.
AAGUUUGUUAUUAUGGCGGGUACCUUCGAAUUUCUUGGUGUUUCGUUAUUGGAGAUUUUGUGAUAUUUUCACCGCAAAGAAUGCACUGAACUGUACCAGGAAAGCAUAUUUCCCUAACGAUGAACUUCUCAGAGCUUUUUAAGCAGACAAAUCAGCUGAGUAGGUUCUCUCCAAAUGGAAAAUACUUGGGUAAUUGUGUUCAAUAUCGUUUGUUAGUGAGGGAUGUGAAGACCCUUCAGAUUCUUCAACUGUACACCUGUUUAGAUGUUAUACAAUACAUAGAGUGGUCUUCAGAUUCCUUAUACAUUUUAUGUGGAAUGUUCAAAAGGGGACUUGUACAAGUAAGUUCAUGCAUAAUGUUACUGUCUGUGAGUGGUUCAAUUCGCGGCGAGAAUCACUUUGAAGUGGAAACUAAGGACCUGGCUGAUUUGGCAUGGUCACCUGAUGGAAGGGUUCUUUGUGUGUGGGACUCUCUGUUAAGAUAUCAGUUGUUGCUGUAUUCAAUGGAUGGUCGUUGCCUGUCGAAAUACAGUGCUUAUGAGUUUGCUCUUGGAAUCAAAUCUGUUUGUUGGUCUCCGUCCAGUCAGUUUUUAGCUGUAGGCAGCUUCGAUGAGAAGUGCCGAGUGCUAAACCAUGUUACUUGGAAGUUAGUCGCAGAACACAAUCAUACACACACCGUUGAUUCACCUUCUGUGAUUGUAUACAAAGAGGUGGAAGUAAAGCCACCUCUGCUCAGAGGAGAGAGUAUGCCUCCUGGAGGAUUUACAGUACAGAGUAAAUAUGAGGUGCAACCAGUCCCAGUUCAGGUUCCUUAUGUUAAACCGGACCCAGAAAAAGCGAACCCCAAAAUUGGAGUUGGCCAAGUUGCCUUCAGUCGAGACAACAGAUAUCUGGCGACUAAAAAUGACAGUAUGCCGAACGCUGUGUGGUUGUGGGAAGUUUCCAAGUUAUGUCUGACAGCAAUGCUACUACAGUCCAGUCCUGUCAGAGCUUUCCAAUGGGACCCUAAACAGCCACGCCUUGCAAUUUGUACGGCGAAUAGCAAGCUUUACAUGUGGUCCCCUGCAGGCUGUGUGUCAGUGGUUGUACCCACAGAAGUAACGUUCCAAAUCACGUCUCUGCAGUUCCACCCUGAUGGCAACAUUCUCAUGCUACUGGGAAAAGACCAUAUGUGUCUUUGUUUCCUGACAGACCCACGGACAUAACGUUUAGUUUUACGGCGAUUCCUCGUGGUACGGUAUAAGCAAACGUUCUGCAAAAUGAAUUCGUUCUGCAAAAUGAAUCACACAAUGAGAAUCUUCAGGUACCCGGCCAUCAUUUAUCCCUGUAAUCAUAGUUAGUAAUGUGCUAAAGUGUGUGACACUUCACUUUACAAACAAUUGUAGUGGCCUGCCCGAGACAUUUAAACUGACGAUCAGUGCGGUUUCUUCCCAACGAGCCUGAACAGCAAAUUUAACCACGUAACCACAAGGGUGGCAAGUCGUGUUGUUAAAUAUAUAUAUAUAUUUUUAGUAGACAAUGCCUGUUGAUGUAAGUUGAACUUGUGUGCAUGGAGCAUUGUAGGGGUAAUUUGAAUGUAUAGAAAGCAAAUGGUAUGUCCGCUGUGCUCGAUAAAAUAUACAUGUACGUAAAAAUGGUAUUGACAGUUGUGUUAAAAUAUGCAUUUGUCAAGAACCGUCAAUUGAUUUUGGGGAACAGGAUUUCCAAUUCGUGAACUCAUAUGUGAACUUGUAAUGGAAUGUUUCUUACGGCGCUAUAUUUUGUUUUGUCUUUUAAUUGUUUUUGUUUGUUUGUUUUUUUACGGUCUUUUGUUCUACCUAGCUCAACUAGGAUUGAGAAUGAGUAUUGAAAUGUUUCGCUUCUGUUUUAAUCUGAAGAAAAACAUUUUUAUCAAUGAGAGGGUAAUCAUUUGAAUAUAUAUAUGUAACAUUGUUCAGAGGCGACUAAGUGAGUUACGAUGCUUCUGCUAGAUCUUCCUCUCACCGUAAGGUAGGAGGAAAUUGACUGUAAGGAUAAUAUUCUUGCGAUAUAUAUAUGUUUCCGUCUAAAUAGUGGUGGUACAAUGACAAUUCGUUUCACGCUCUUCUCACUGUAGCCACACGAACUCAAUAAACGAGUUAUGAGAUUAAAGGAGAUGAAAGCAGCGUAACCAACAAACUUUG